UUAGAGUCUCUCUCCCAAAGGAGAGACUCUCUCUCUAAAUUAUAUAAAUAUGAAUAUAAAAUGAGGGGGUUUGUAGGCUAUUGGGGGGUGUGAAAUCCAUAUGGUGAAGCAAGUCUUCUGUUUCACACCUUUCAAUUUCACGGAGAUGGGUGGAGGAGAAUCUAGGGUUUGACUACACAGCAAAGGUCUGUUCUUUGGUGGUUUCCUUGAAUUUUCUUCAAAUUUUGGAAUGGAACUGUUGUCUGCAUGUUCAUCCUUAUCUUGGGUGCUAAUGGUGUUGUUGGGGCUGGGGGUUUUGGGUUUUGGGAAUUAGGGUUUUUGGUUGUAGGGCUAAACUCAUGGAGGAGGUUGAGAAAGCUAACAGAGCAGCUGUGGAGAGCUGCAACAAGGUUCUAGGUCUCUUGUCUCAGGCCCAAGAUCAGAUUCAGCGUAAAAAAUUAAUGGUGGAAACUGGGGAGGCUGUGGUUAGGUUUAACAGAGUUGUUUCUCUUCUCAAUACUGGUUUGGGCCAUGCCAGGGUGAGAAAAUCCAAAAAUUUUCAAACCCCUCUCCCCCACAAUAUCCUCUUAGACAAGCCAAAUGCCAAACAAGAUCACCCAUCCAAGACUUUUCAGUUUCUCCACUCCAGUUCUCUUGAAAAGCCAAUUCAAGAAAUGGGGUCAAAUGCCAAGAACACUAUGGGUUUGGGAAACCCAUCAUUGGAAUUGACCUCCAAUGGUAAAAGCCCUCUGCAACUUUCUCAACUCAUACCAUCGUCAACAAAUUACCAGUUCCUCCACCACCAGCAACAGCAGAGGCUGCAGCAGCAGAUGAAGCAUCAGGCCGAUACCAUGUAUCGGCGGAGCAAUAGCGGUAUCAAUCUCAAUUUUGAUAGCUCCAGUUGUACACCAACAAUGUCGUCCACCCGGUCUUUUAUCUCAUCCCUGAGCGUGGAUGGAAGUGUGGCUAACUUGGAUGGAAACGCCUUCCAUUUGAUUGGCCCGGCUCGAUCCGAUCAGAACUCCUUCCAACAUAAGAGGAAGUGCUCAAGGGGAGAAGAGGGUAGUGUGAAAUGCGGCAGCAGCGGCAGAUGCCACUGCUCAAAGAAGAGGAAACAUAGAGUGAAGAGGUCAAUCAAGGUGCCGGCUAUAAGUAACAAGCUUGCUGAUAUCCCUCCCGAUGAGUACUCGUGGAGGAAGUACGGGCAGAAGCCGAUAAAGGGUUCUCCUCACCCUAGGGGAUACUAUAAAUGUAGCAGCAUGAGAGGUUGCCCUGCAAGGAAGCAUGUGGAGCGAUGUUUGGAAGACCCUUCAAUGCUUAUAGUCACUUAUGAAGGUGAGCAUAACCACCCAAGGUUACCAUCACAAUCUGCAAACCAGUAAACUUCAUGGGAAGCAUAGCGGAGAUCACACCAAGCCCCCCAUUGUUCAAUACAUCAGAGUCCUAUUCAUGGACUGCCUCAUUUGCUCCUGUACAUAUGUUGCAUGGUUUGAGCUUGGGACAUAUUUGGAGCAUUUUUUUUUAUGUUUCGGUUCUUCUUCUUUGGUUUUUUUAGCUUGGGAAGGAUUGGUUGGCUUCCCAAGCCUUUUUUAGUUGUUGGGCAGGUGGAGGAGGGGGGCCGCGGGGCAUGAACCCCAGGACCAGACACAAAAUCUGAGUAAAAUGGGGAUCUCAAUUUGUUAGAACUGUUUCUCAUCUUUUAUUUACAGUCAGUUUUUUGAACAUUUUAGUGUUCCUUCUUUAAAUGAAUGCAAUACCCCUUCAGUGUGGCA
This is a messenger RNA of Vitis vinifera (wine grape), 1751 nucleotides long. Its product is annotated as probable WRKY transcription factor 21. Gene Ontology annotation, molecular function: sequence-specific DNA binding; DNA-binding transcription factor activity. Gene Ontology annotation, biological process: regulation of DNA-templated transcription. The record is from RefSeq and is a predicted model, not a curated record. Bases 339 to 1361 code for a protein of 340 amino acids. The transcript has 4 exons. NCBI's taxonomy places the organism in Eukaryota, Viridiplantae, Streptophyta, Magnoliopsida, Vitales, Vitaceae.